This is a messenger RNA of Ylistrum balloti, 1744 nucleotides long. RefSeq names its product SEC14-like protein 2. The record is from RefSeq and is a predicted model, not a curated record. Gene Ontology annotation, cellular component: cytoplasm. The transcript has 11 exons. NCBI's taxonomy places the organism in Eukaryota, Metazoa, Mollusca, Bivalvia, Pectinida, Pectinidae. Bases 1 to 1230 code for a protein of 409 amino acids.
AUGGGGGAUCUGGGCACGCCGGAGGACAGCGUUAUUCCUAAAACAGACUUAGGGAAGGGAGUCUUGGAACCUGUUCCCUUAACUCCCGAACAGGAGCUGGCCCUUGCUACGUUCAGGAACAAAGUUCAAGAUGUUUUGCGUCAAGAGCAUGAUGAUAGAUUCCUUCUCCGGUGGCUUAAAGCUAGAAAAUUUGACCUGAACAAAUCCGAGGAGAUGCUAAGAAAUAGUUUGUCGUGGCGAGAAAAGAAUAAUGUCGACACGAUUCUAGAUGAUUUUGAGUCGCCAGAUGUCCUGAAGAAGUACUUUACAGGAGGAACUAGUGGUUUCGACAAAGAGGGAUGCCCUAUAUGGGUGGACCCGUUAGGUAGAUUGGAUUUCAAAGGCUUAAUGGCAUCAGCCAACCAAAAAGACAUGCUACUCCACAAGUUGUGUGACCUGGAACGAUUCUCAAAGGUCAUGGUGGAGCAAUCACACAAGUUAGGAAAGGUGAUAGACAAGGAGACUAUAAUAUACGAUAUGGAAAAGGUUGGGAUGCGUCAUCUGUGGAAACCCGGAAUUGACACAUUUAACCAGUUUGUCACCCUUGUGGAAGAUAACUACCCUGAGAGACUGAAGUUUAUCUUUAUUAUCAAUGCUCCAAAGAUUUUCCCUGUGAUCUGGAAACUGGUGCGACCUUUUGUGGCGGAGGAAACCAGAAAGAAAAUUAAAGUUUUUGGUACAACGAAUUACAAAGAUACUUUGCUGGAAUACAUCGAUGCAGACCAGUUACCGGCUGCCUAUGGUGGUACGCUAGUGGACAAAAGUGGAGAUCCCAGAUGUGGUGAAAUGAUUGUCCAGGGAGGCGAAGUACCGAAAGAACUUUAUGCCAACGCUAACAGCCUGGACAGAGACAAAUUUACGUCUGUGACAGUAAUGCGAUUACAGAUUAUAAAAGAUUACAAAAUCUGGCAGUUCUUUACGGAGGGCUACGAUAUUGGCUUCGCGGUCUACAAGCGGAUAGAAGAUGGAUUGAGGAAAGGCAAUCUGGAGGAGAUUAUUCCGACAGAGAGAGUAACUAGUCAUAUCUAUCCUGGAGAUGGAAGUGUCGUGUGCAAAACUGUCGGCACAUAUGUUAUAAGAUUUGACAACACAUACAGCUGGACUCGUAGUAAGAAGAUCCUCUACUCUGUUGACGUCAUGGUACCAGAUAGUAUGGAUGGUUUUAGCAACGUCGACAUAUUCACGAGUUAAAUGGGACGUGACUUCAGCAACGUCGAAAUUUUCACCAGUUAAUUAACACGUGAUUCAGUAACACCGAUUUAUAACCAGUAACCAGUUCUUGAUCACGUGAUUUCGACAACAUCGAAGCAUUCGCCAGCUUAUUGAUACAGGACAUCUGCAGUGUCGAAACAUUGACUAUGAUUACAUUUUGAACUGAAUGUUCAAAUACAUGUAUUAUAUUAGACGGUAACCGUCAACCCUUUUACGUUAAACAUCUUUGAAAUGACAUCAGAUUAUCGCCGCAAAUAUUACCUGACCGAUUUGAAGGAUGAAGCAUUUCUUUUCGAAUUUGUUGAAUACGUUGUAUCAACGCCAUGAAAUGCACAUGUGUGCGUUUUUGGCAAUCUUUGUUUUCUGUGCUGUAGAACAACAAAUGUAGUGAGGAAAGUGAGGUUAGAUUCUGCUAUACUGCAACCUAUUUUGUACUUUUAUAUCAUUGUCGUCUGUAGUUUAUUAAAGAUUUUGCUUCGUCCUUUCUAUAGAA